AUGAGAUUCAGACUGCAUGGAUGGACUGAGAGACUCUGGGUGGGGAUGCUGGUGGUAAUGCUGAUGGUGGUGGAGCUCCCUGGAGCCCUGCAGAAGUGCAUCCACGACGAGAUCCAGGUCCAGGCCGGGGUGGUCCGACCUGCAGACGGCCCACACAACGAGCCCAGACUCAGGAGGGCAUCACCUCUGAGUGGAAAGAUAGCCCCACCCACUCCUGCUUCUCCACAGCCAAUCAGGAUCCGGACGUGGAUUGCAAGGGAGAGCAACAAGCUAUCAGAGGCUGAGAGAGAGAGGCUGGAGGCCGCUGUGGAGGAGGCUGUGAGGAUGGUGUCGUCUUUACUGUCAGUGGAGAGAGCACCAGGCCCACUGCUGCUCCACAGAGACGUAAAUAAAUACUGCAAGUUUCUCUGGAGGAAUUCAAGUUCUGCCAACUACAACAGGUGUGGUCGAGCCAACAGCAACUACAGAUCUGAGACCUGUCUGGAUGUGACAAUCCCAGAUGAUCACCUGGCUGGAUGUGAUAUUUACCCAGAGGGUGACUCACCUCACAGGACUGAGCUCCGUCCUGACGGUGCUGGAGUCCCCGACACUGACUUCCUGCUGUACCUCCAUGUGCAGGCUACUGACAAGUGCCGAGCAGAGCCUAAUGUGUUGGCCUACGCUGUCCACUGUCAGACAGACUCUCAUGGACGACCUGUAGCCGGGGUGGUGGUCAUCUGCAGGGACAGGCUGACAGGAGCCGCAUACAGCCACCAGGCUACUGUACAGACUGUGAUCCACGAGCUGUUUCAUGCACUUGGUUUCUCUAAAGAUCUCUUCCACACCUGGAGAGACUGCUCCUCCUCCUCUCAAGUGGGGGCUGUCUGUUCUCCUCGAGGCAAAGUGACGCACUCUGAUGGAUCGGGCCAGAUGAGGAUUUACACCCCAUCUGUCAUCUCAGAACUUAAGAGGCACCUGGCAUCUACUGACCCUGAGCUAGGGGGGCCGCUAGAGAACCUGGAUGUUCCUCCAGGCAGGGUGUCCUCGCACUGGGAGUCCCGGGUCCUGCAGGGCUCCAUCAUGGACGCGGCGCUGGGGGACUGGACCACAGUCCGGAUCGACCCGGUCACCCUAAAUGCGUUACAGGAUACAGGCUGGUACACUGUCGACCUGAGCCGGGCACAGAGUCUAGUGUGGGGAGACGGUGAAGGAGCCACGUUUGGUUCUGUGUCAACCUGUCAGGACAAGUCCUCGUCCUUUUUCUGCACUGGCAGUGGGUUUGGGUGUCAUUAUCUUCACCUCCACAAGGGGGAGUGCCAGACUGAUCAAUACCUGGAGGGAUGUCGGGUGUAUAAACCCCUCAAGAAUGGAAGUGAAUGCUGGAAAGAGGAAAAUGGCAGGCAGUCUGCUGAAGAGGAGAGCGGGGAGAUCUUUGGUUUCGGCAGCCGUUGCUUCUUCUCCAGCCUGACCAGACAGAACUGGAGUCAGAUUCUUUUGUUCAACAGCUCUGUGGAGGGACGUUGUUACAGACACAGAUGCACUGGACCGAACAGGUACCAAAUCCAGGUGUCUGGCUCUGAGUGGGUGAACUGUCCAGCAGGGGGCACCAUUCAGAUCAAAGGAUACCAGGGUUUACUCCACUGCCCUGACAGGAGGUUAUGUGUGUACCCUGACGUUACUCCUCCCUCAGAUGACCUCAGUACAUUUCCUGCUUCUAUAACAAGACUUCCCGCAGACCUCACUGCAGCCUCAGCGCUCAGCGUCACUGCAGCUGUGUGUCUCCUGGCUGCAGCCGUGGUGUCUGUGAGGAAAUGUUGCUCCUGCAGGAUCAGGAUCCACUCUGCCCCGGAGCAUCACACUGAUCUGUAGCAAACA
This is a messenger RNA of Epinephelus lanceolatus (giant grouper), 1854 nucleotides long. NCBI's taxonomy places the organism in Eukaryota, Metazoa, Chordata, Actinopteri, Perciformes, Serranidae. The record is from RefSeq and is a predicted model, not a curated record.